UAGCUUUAGUCCAAUAAGUAGGUUAGUACUAGUCUGGCGUCUGUAUUUUAAAUCCUUUUUUUGGAUAAUUAGCAAAAUGAGGUACUUGACGUUUGGAUUACUGGUGUUUUGCGGAUUAUUUGAAUAUGGUUCCCCAAUAAUGUGCUACGAAUGCAACAGCGCCACCAACUCCCAAUGCCUCCAAAACGUCCUCCCUGAGAACCUCAAGCGCAACUGUUCGGAGCACGACCGCGGCGUGACGCAUACGCUGUGUCGUAAGAUCAUUCAACAUGUGGAUGUGGCUGUGAAUGGGCAGUUACCGGCCAGCAGAGUUAUUAGGAGCUGUGGGUGGGAUGAGACCAAAUAUAAGGGCGCCUGCUACCACCGCUCCGGGUACGGCGGCAGGCAAGAGGUAUGCUCCUGCACCAAGGAUCUCUGCAACGGGUCCAACGACGUCACCUCUAUAACCGCCCUCGCAUUCGCCUCGUCUCUCAUGACGAUACUCAAGCUCGUCUGCCAAUGACUUCA
Cydia strobilella is the source of this 507-nucleotide messenger RNA. RefSeq lists its product as uncharacterized. The coding region runs from base 77 to 502 and encodes 141 amino acids. NCBI's taxonomy places the organism in Eukaryota, Metazoa, Arthropoda, Insecta, Lepidoptera, Tortricidae. The transcript has 3 exons. The record is from RefSeq and is a predicted model, not a curated record. Gene Ontology annotation, biological process: positive regulation of voltage-gated potassium channel activity; sleep; regulation of synaptic transmission, cholinergic.